ACACAGAGUGGGGACUGGCUGUGGUGUGUACUCCUGUCUGUACUUCCCCUGCAAACUUAGUUUUUAAAUUUAGUCUUUGACCGAGAGGCUCGCUGCAAAACCAAGCUAGACUCCUCAGAUCUGGAUUAUGUCUGUGUACCAGUCGGAUUUUACUGAUUUAUAGUGAAAUAACUCGUAUCUUCUGCAGGUUAACUGUAGAAUAACAUCCAGGGUGUGUCCGUGGAUUCAAGAAACCAAACUUUUUUUUAAUGUAAACUUGGACUUUUUUUCUUUGAGUGAAACCAAAGACAUAGUUGGGGGAAACCUCGAAGCCACCAUGCCAGGGAAUGGCGGAGUAUACGCGGUGAAGAGGAGGAAGAAGCCCGUCCAGAAGAUGUAAGUUUUACAGUCUAAAAAGGUCAUAUUUGGACUUCUUUAUAUGUCUCCGCAGGGUAUGCCACAACAUUAACCCACAGGCCUUUGCCGCGUGGGCGGGGUUAAAGCUGGUCACUGUCGGUGGAUCACUCACUCAUCACGAACCUUAUUUUUAUUACCGUGUAAUUACUACUGUUACUCAUCCCAACAAUCCGUCCACACUCACCUCGUGUUUCUUCAAAAACAAAGUCGGGCAGCUUGUUGUUUCAGCUCCUCUUGUGUGAUUCAGGACUUGCGGAAGUUUACCUGCAGCGAAUGUCACGCAAAGGUGGUGACGUCAGGGAGGUAAGGUCAGGUAGGUCGUGCAGGUGAUGGUAAGAGUGUGGGGUACUUGGAAAUAUAGGUUUAGUUUAAGCUGCAAGAGUUGUGACAAAAAUACUCUUCCACCGUACAUGUCACAUGUCAGAUAAUUCACAGUAAUGGUGGAGUGCAGCAUGUCAUAAAAGAUAAUUAAAUAAUUUUAUUAAUCUUUACUGGGACAGAUAGUUCUUUGGGCAGCCAGUAUACUUAAGACAAUCAAACACAGCAAACCACAACCUUAAAGGGAUAUUCCGGCGUAAAAUUGAUUUAGGGUCAAACACUCUGUAAUAUCGAGUUAGACACCCCGUCGAGAGAUAAAUGUUGACGACCGCUUGCUUCUCUAGUCAUACCAACUUAAGUAACAACCGCAGGAACGCAAUACACAGCGGUCUGAGGAGCCAUAAACAAACCUCAACCACAACGCCACUCUAUAGCCACAAAUAAUGCUCAAAACAGCACCUAACUUCAUCAACAGUACAUAUAGGGUCCCAGCCUUAGUACUAGCCACCAAACAUCUUUUUAACUUUGCCUAAUUUCUUUAGCAAAGAAACUAAACACAACUCACCCUUUCUCUUCCAGCAGCUGCUUGUUUGUAGCGAGACCUCAGGCCAGUCCAUUACGGACUACAGCGGGGUGACGCAGCUCAAGGAAGAACAUUUAUGAUCAUUUCUUCAUGGAAAUUCAAUCAGACCGAGACACUAAGGCAGAAGAACUACCGCGUCUACGGUGCAAAAUGAUUAACAUGGUGUUUAUUACUUCAAGGAAAUGAUAAAGAAAUGAUCAUAAAUUUUCUUCCUUGAGCUCCGUAAUGGACUGGCCUGAGGUCUCCUACAAACAAUCGGCUGCUGGAAGAGAAAGGGUGAGUUGUCUUUAGUCUCUUUGCUUAAGAAAUUAGGCAAAGUUAAAAAGAUGUUUGGUGGCUAGUACUAUGGCUGGGACCCUAUAUGUACUGUUGAUGAAGUUAGGUGCUGUUCUGAGCAUUAUUUGUGGCUAUAGAGUGGCGUUUUGGUUGAGGUUUGUUUAUGGCUCCUCAGACCGCUGUGUAUUGCUAUCCUGCGGUUGUUACUAAAGUUGGUAUAACUAGAGAAGCAAGCAGUUGAUGACAUUCAUCUCUCGAGGGGUUUUCUAACUCGAUGUUACAGUGUGUUUGACCCUAAAAAAAUGCACAGUAUGCCUGAAUAUUGUUCCGUUUCUGUGUCUUUGCACUUCUGAGGCCAAUACAGCACUUAAUAUUGCUUAUUAUUGCAGCUGUUACUGUGAAAACAGAUUUAAAAUCUAUAAGAACCCAAAAAUGACAGGUUAGCAGAUUUUUCCCUUGUGAAAACAUUUCAGAGGUGCUUUUUCUUCUUGCAAACUUCAAGCUCCUGUGAGAAAAUUUUACCUUUACUGAAACGGUCUAAAAUUGACAGUCAGGACUCUAUAUAAAUUGAGAUAUGGCAAAUCAGUGCUGAGAUAGCUUAUCUUAUGAAGUUGUUUUUAUUGGCUGUAAUCAUUAGGGACGCGUGCUGGACAGAGAGAUUAUUAGCAAGCCUCAGAUUUUCCAUCUUGAAGAUUUUCCCUGAGUGAUGCAUUUUACUGUAAAAGAAAGCAAGAAGAGAUCUUUGACAGAAAACACAACUGCAAAAUAAAGUAUAAUAAUAUCGUUGAAGCAAUAAAAGGCAGUGUCUUAUCUGAAUGUUUUGCCAAAAUUGAACCAAAGUCCCUGUAUAUUUUUGAUAAUUCAGAGUUAGGGUUAGGGUCAUCAAAGUACAGUAUGCAGAAAUUUAGUCAGGUUUUAGAUUGAAAUGCCCCCUUGCUCACCCCCGUUAGUGACACAAUGGUAGCCCCCCCAAGGACUAAAAACUCCUGUGAUGCAUGAUCCUCUAUCAGCAAAGUUUUUAUCAUCAAAAACAUCUAUUAACAGAAACUCAACAACCACUUUCUCUUUCUUCUUCUUCUUUAAACCCAUGCACUUGUGGCUGCCCAUGACAUCCAACAAUGCUGAUUUAUCCGCUAUGUGCCUCAGUAGAAACAUUAGAGUGCAAGAUAGUGGCAACCUGAUCCUACAUAAAUAUAAAAGGCUUGUUUUAAGUUGAAAAAAACAAAACAAAAUGAUGUUGACUUAAACACACAAAUAUUACCGUCAAUUUCUACCAAGUCUGUUCUUCUGAAAGCUGCUAAAUAGUGCACACUGCUCCAUUAACGCAGGGCUGUACUUGUAAAGGUAUUUAAUACCAGCAUUUAUUCAUUAACAUUUAUAUGUUUUUAUAGAAGAAUUGUUGUAAUAUUCUGAUUAUGCAGUUAAAUGCCGUACUAGUAAAAAUCUAACAAUAUCGGGACCUGUUAUAAUAUCACAGCAGUAAACAUUUAGUGGGUCCCUGAACACAUCCCAGCUUUUGGCGCACAUUAAGAGGCAAAAGGCGAAAUAAAAGACACUUUCCUGAACUUAUUGUAAACUCAGAUUGAAAUGUUUUAUUUUGGACACUUAAUGGGCGUCAGCCAAAGCCUGCAGCCAACAGUCUGUGAGUCAGGACUAAGUGAAACCUUACAGGGCGACAUCACUGUCUCCUGCUCUCAGUCUGUCUGAAACAGUCACUAACUUCAUAUGUGCAUCUUCAGACACUUUAAUGACCCCAUAAACAGUCAGUACUUGCAAACUUGUGAGUGAGAGCAGUUAGCAAGAUAGAGGGUGGAGCAGAGACACACACACUGGCAGACAAACAAAUCCUGGCACCUUUUUGUGGAGGUGUGCAAGUGUUUACAUGUUAUUUAGAGUGUUACAGCCGCGGUCAGUUAGAAAAACACUUAUUUCUGUGUUUUCAUUAACACUCACUCCUUCACUACCUCUCUAUGUGAUCUGACCCGUGAUGCUCCCUCUCUCUCUCUCCUGUCAUGAAUUGUUUUGUGUUGAUGAUCAGUCAAGUGGUUUCUCAGAUUUCUUGUGAUCCCAGUAGUAUCUAUAUAUAAUCUUUCAUUAGUCUGCCAUCUUUUCUUCUUUCUAAUUUCUUGACAGAGGGAAACCAAAGUUAUUUUCACUUGUCAAAUUCACCAUAGAAGCCAACUCCUCAAUCCAAACUUCACCUAGAGCUACCUAGAGCCUUUACGUUGUUGUUGACGAGUAAGACAGCUUCUUCGUACAAAGUCGACAUACACCCCUCUCUUUGCCUUUUAUUUUUCCAUCUACGGUGUACAUUCCAAAAGACUUCCACAUUAUGAUUCUAAGAUGCUUUGCUCCAUUUUUGUAGAAUAACAUUAUUGCAUUAGUUUACCAUGGUCAAGAGUGCAUUCAAUGGUCUGGUUACGAUGAUGAACUUCGUCUUUGUGUUGUAGCUGGUGAAGAUGUGAUUAAUUUUAUCAAUUUUGCAACAUCUUAAUUCAUUUAUUUUUAUUUUGUAACUUAAAUCUGCAAAGUAAAAGAGGUUAUGAGACAAAAAUGUGUAAAAGUAAAAAAUAUAUAGACGUCCCCAAGUCAGGAAAGGCUCCCCCUAAAAUUGUGACUUUUCAAAUCUGAAAACAAGCAGCUUCGUAAUCCCUGUCCACUUUUAAUCAUCUCUGACUCAUGUGAUGUUUAAAGGAUAUCCAAUAUUUCCUUGUUAGAUCCUCGUACUCACUCACUCACUCACUCACAGGAGUCAAAUUUCCUCCAAUUACCGCUUCAUCGUCCAUCUUCUGGCUCUAAAGUUUUGCUCCCUCUCCGCCGUGUUUGCGCUCCUCAUUCCUGCCCUCCUUUGUUCGCUCUCCUCUCCCCUCCAUCUCUGCUCUUAGAUCUCUGUGUGUUUAGUCAGGGAGGGAUGGCACACAGAGCUGCUGCGUGUCCCGACUUGUCAGAGAGGAAUUAUGUUGUGGUAAAUUUGUAGUAACAAUGGCACAGGCCAAGUGGAAGAUCAACAGAAACACGCUGUCACUAAAAUAUGAUGUAACCGUGUUUGGAGGCACUUUGCUUCUCCGACUCCAAAUAUCGUUCUUGUUUAGCCACGUUAGCAGACAGUCAGUCGGAAAAAAUGUAAUGUUGUUAUAAUUUCAAACCAAAACUAAAUCAUACACAGAUGGAAGAAACUCAUCGCCUGAAAUAUUGACUGUGAGCUGGUGCCGCUGUUAGCACGACUAGCUGCCAUUUCUCCUCAGAGUUAAAAACUGCCAGUGGUGGCAAGCUAAUGCCGUGCCAAGGACAUUUUUGCAUUUAUUCAUGAAACCCACAGAAGUUGAAGGGAAUGGCCUACCCUUUUCGAAAGACUGUGUGCUUAUUAGAGCUGUGCGAGAAACCGGAUUUCAAUUUGGAUUACGACUAUUGCUCCCCAGAGCGUGGGCGAGGACCCUCUCCUUGAACAGCUCUCAAUUUUACUUGAUCAGAGGCAGCUCAGAUCAACGAGAAAAGGAAGUUUGGGAGUUUGAGGAAGUUGCUGCUUCUGCUGAGAUUAAUGGUGGACCGAUGUAGCUCAAAGAAGGGAAAGGAGCAGGACUGUGUAUCCAUGUGUGUGCCUGAAAAGCAAAGGGACAGAAUGAGCCAGCUUUAACAAAUAAUUUUAAAGAGGUUUUAAAGGGAUAUUCCAGCGUAAAAUUAAUUUAGGGUCAAACACACCAUAGCACUAAGUUAGGCAAAGCUAAAAAGAUGUUUGGUGGCUAUGGCUGGGACCCUAUAUGUUCGGUUGAUGAAGUUAGCUGCUUUUUCUGAGCAUUAUUUGUGGCUAUAGAGUGGCAUUUUGGUUGAGGUUUGUUCAUGGCUCCUCAGACCGCUGUGUAUUGCUAUCCUGUGGUCGUUACUAAAGUUGAUGUAACUAGAGAAGCAAGCGGUCGGCGAUAUUCAUCUCUCGAGGGGUUGUCUAACUCAAUGUUACGGUGUGUUUGACCCUAAAUUAAUUUUACGCCGGAAUAUCCCUUUAAAGAAGGAAGAGGGGUAGGAGAGAGGAGAGCAGGGAGAGGAGUCAGGUGUGUGUAUCCAUGUGUGUGCCUGAAAAGCAAAGGGACAGGAUAAGCUAGCUUUAACGAAUAAUUUUAAAGUUUCAAAGAGGUUUUAAGUUAAAUGCAUGUGAUGAAGAAGUCCACUCAUGGGUAAUCAUCUUUAAAAAUCUUAAUAUUUACAAAUCAAAUUAUAAUCUUGAUAAUGAUUUUUGCUUUAGCAGAGCAGCCCUUGUUCUUUUGUCCCAGUAAGUCUUAUUUUAUGGGCCUUCACUCCAAACCAUCGAGCCUGUGGGUGUACGUCAUCCUCUCUCUUUAUGUGUUUUCCAGUGUUGUAGUAGCAGAGCAUGAACAACACUCUUAUCCUCCUCUGACUUUUCAACCAGGAAGUUAAAGCUUUGUUUGAUGUGGUUCAGAGUUUAUUUGGGCAGGCCUCAUCUUUCAGUAAUUCAACGCUGGAAUUUUCGCUGCACGUAUUGUUUUGGUGGUGGUGGUGAGGACUCAGAGUGACACACACACACACACACACACACACACACACACACACACACACACACACACACACACACACACACACAGGCCUCCUACAGUUCAGAGUCACUGCUUUGUUACAGGAUAUGAAAAAUCUGCCCUGAAUCAAAAAACUCCCACUUCAGCCGAAGAUGGAAAUUCCUCUAAGCGCUGCAGACUGUCAAACGGAGCAGACAUGUUUUAGCAGGCAGCAUCCCUGACACUGAAUGUAUGUCCUCUUUGUCUUGUUUUGUUUUAAAGCCCUAAGCCUCCUCCUGUGAAGACAAACCCGUCCAAAAGACACCGAGACCGCCUCAAUGUGGAGCUGGACCGGCUCACGGGCAUGCUGCCUUUCUCCGAGGAGGUCAGAAACCGCCUGGACAAGCUGUCGGUGCUGCGACUCAGCGUGGGAUACCUCAAAGCCAAGAGCUACUUCCACGGUCAGUGAGCUCUGAAAGCCACUCAGAGAAGGUCAAAUGUGUGUAAUAUUGAAAGUGAGAGAUAGUGUGUGUGUGUCAGGUGUGCAAAUAUGCUGCUCCAGACAUUUUUGUGGCCGGGCGCUGAGUGUUUGGGGUGUCAGAAAGGAAACCUGACACUGUGCAUAAUGAACAUUCGCCCCGCUGGCAGGGAAACAGGAGAGUGUGCUGCGGGGCAGAUGGAGUCUAGGCAGAGCAACAUGAGACCUGAAGACGGGAACAGUAGGUCUUUAUUCUGAUGCCGAUCAAACACACACACACACGCGCGCGCACACAUACACACAGGGUGCCUACACAGACUGUACGUUGUUCGGGUGUCAGAAUGUCCGGCUGACAUGAUGGAGUCAACUUUUCCUGAAGCUCGAGGUGUCAAAGUGUUGAACUCAUACUCACCAAAUCCCAAGUGUGGUGUUGUGUUUUGUCUUAAAGGAAUAUUCCGCUGUUUCUGACACAGACUGGAUGAACGAAGAAUGCAGCGACCAUCAUGUCACGUGUCAGUUUGUGCGAAUAAGACCAAAAUUAGGUCGGCAUUUGUUUGUUUUCUGGGGCUGGAAGUGACCAUAUUUGGAGGGGAGGGAUCGGCCAAUGGGAGCUAUCAAAUCUUCAGAGGCUGUACUCGUUAAAGGAAGUUUUUUGAUUUGUGGGAUCUACUAGAGGGAAAUGAGUUUGUGUGUGUCCAGUGUAGCUGUCUUAUCUGCUGAAGAGGUAAUAUGUGAUGCCAAAGUCCCUUAAGGGAAGGUCAAAAGUUUUAAGCUGUGUUAUUUAGGGCCUGACCGAUAUGGAUUUUUGGGGCCGAUGCAGAUACUGAUUAUUAGGGGGGAAAAAUGUAAUUACCGAUUAAUCAGCCAAUUUUAACAAUUUUUUAUGAAAUUAUAAAAAUAUAUAAACACUACAGGCCAAAAGUUUGGAAGCAAGGCUAUUACAGGCUAAACAGUUGGGAGUAACUUCAAGUUUUUGUUCACAAUGCUUUUUUUUUUAAAAUCCAGCAUGAGUUUUAUGUAUCUUGGGAUGUAUUUACUCCAUGAUCAGAUGUUGCUUUCAUGGAAAUGCACCAUUUUACUCCAUUUACCUUUAGAUAUACAUUGAUGUUAACAGACCAUUGUUAAAUAUAUGUCAGCAAAAGCUAAUGAGGGCUUAGUUUUAGGGUCGAAAACAUUUGCAAGAGUCACAACUUCAGUGCAAAAGCAAAAAAACAAAUCACAGUUGGAUUAUUCACUUCAACUUCAACAAGGCUUUUGAGAGUCUGCAUACAAAAAUCCUAAUAAAUCUCAACUACGUUCAAACUACUGCAGAAAUGGCUAGAAAGAAGCAACUGAGUAAAGAAACAAAGUACAGAUUUGUACAUUGAGGAAAGAAGGAUAUACAGAAAGAGAAAUUGAAAAAUGCCUAAAGGUGUCUAACAAAGGAGUCCACUACACUCUGAAGAGACUAGAGGAACCUGAAAGUUAUGAUGAUAGAAAAAGACCUGGAUGAAAGAGAGUUACUACAAAAGCAGAGGAUAAACAUAGCAUUGUCACCAGUAAGAGAGAUCGGCGAAAGACAGUACCACAAAUAAGGGAGGAAAUCAAAAAUGACAAGGUCGAAACCCAUAUCUCUGACAACGGUGAAAUGACGUUUGAGAAAGGCUGGUCUGAAGGGUUGUGUACCUGCAAAAAAAAACACUACCUCAUCCACAGAAGUAGAAAAAUAGAUAUGAGUGGGCAAAAGCUCAAAAAUUUCACCUAUGAAGACUAGAAACAAGUUUGCACUGUUUGGUUCAAAAGGCAGAAUCUAUGUCCGCAGACAAACUGGUGAAUGUCUGAAAGCACCAUGUGUUACAUCCACAAUUAAGCAUGGAGGUGGUAGUUCCAUGGUAUGGAGAUAUUUUUCAGGUGAUGGAGUAGGAGCUUUGUCUGAAGUAAAGAGUAUCAUGAAGAAGGAACAGUACCACUCCAUCCUCCAGCACCAUGCUGUUCCAUCUGGACUAAGACUUGUGGCUCAUAAGUUUAUUUUGCAGCAAGACAAUGACCCUAAGCACUCUGCCAAGCUCUGUCAGGGUUACCCAGACAAAAAAGAAGAGGAAGGUGUUCUUCAAAAGAUGGUUUGGCCCCCUCAGUCUCCUGACCUUUCUCAAUUGAGCUUGUGCGGGAUAAAUUGGAUCAAUCGGUCAGAAAAACGUGUCUCACGAAUCAGCAGUCUCCUUUUAAUGAACUUUAAGAAAGCUUGAAAUACAAUCCCUGGAACAUACCUUGAAAAAACUUUUGGAACGAAUGCCUGGUAUAUGCCAAGCUGUUGUUAAAGCCGGAGGAGGUUACUUUAAAGAAAGCAAAGUCUAAGCAUCAAUAACUCAAAUACCUAAUAAUUAUAAUCAAAAUGUCUUCUGAUAAGUUACUCUUUACACAAUAGUCAUGUUUAUUGUGUGUGUAAAUUAUAUUAAUGAAACUAUGAUCUUUUUUGUACAAAUCUGAUCUUGCUUCCAAACUUCUGGCCUGUAGUGUAUACUGUAGAUGCCUACAGUAUACUAUAUACUGUAGAUACACUGUAGGCUACUGCUCUUCACGCCGACUGAUCAAACUCGGACCAGAUCAGUGCCUGCUUGUCUUAACUCACGUUACUAAUUUCCGGUCUGCUCUCAUCUGGAGACAUGCAGCUGCCACAAACCGGUUUAUUUACCGUUGAGGCGGACCACUCUCCUCCGUGCGUCCCUGAGCUGCCUGCUUCAGAUCCGUCACUCUGCUGUGCUGUGAGGUAGUUAGUGGAUGAAGAUUGUCAUGAGGUCGCUGCGCCAUCUACAGGAUAAGUCGGGGAACUUUUUAAAUGGCAGAACAUUUUGUAAAACCGAAUCUUAUUCUCCACAUUUUAUUUCUGAAAAUAUCAGUGAAAAUCGGCGUGUUUUGGCCAGUUACUGAUUAGUCUUAAACUGGCUAAAAUUGGCCCAAGUGUUAUUACAUGACUUUGUAUUCCCGUCAGCAAUGCGCAGUUUUUAUGUGCAUGUGUAGCUUUUCUAUUAUCGUCUGCUGGCUCCAUAAAGUGUAGUUCAGUAGUGUUGAUAGUUGUGAGGUACAGACAGACUCACCAGUGUCAACCAGUUUGCUGAGCGCCCUCUGCUAGUCAUUAGCUGUCCUAAACUGAGAAGUCUUUUAAUUAAACCUGCUCCCCACUUUGUUUAUUUACUGACUGAUUUCUUUAAAGGCAUGAUGGUUACCUAAUGAAGGGGAAAAGCUUUAAUUAGUUGCAUGGGAAACAUCACAAUCAUAGACUGUAUAUAGAAUGGACGCCGUCUGCCUCCUUGCUGGGUGAAGCCACCCCGAGAACAGCACCCUUUGGUCAUGGGCUGCAGUAUAGGUCAUAAAUCCCGCCUCCUCCAGCAAUCCCGGAGCUGUGGACAAACUAUAGAAAUUAAUUACACAGAACAUACAUUUUUCUCCCCCCCGGUUGCGAUGCUGACAUGUAGUUACAGUCAGACUGGUUUGUGCUCAAGUCCUCUUUUUUCUGUACAGCUCCAUUUUUUAAAGUUAUUAGGGUGUUCAUGUUUUUUAUGAUUGACACCUGAUACACACGCUGUUUGAGCAGAGCAUCAUCACAGCGACUCUCCCGCCGAAUACGUACAAUGCUGCUGCACAAUGUUGGUUUCGGGAAAUGGAGAAAAAACCUGGAAUUAGCGAGAGCUUUUCAGCUUCAAAUCCGUAUCCUGGCGAAAGGCGAAGCCAAGUUGUCCAUAGUAAAUACAGUCUAUGAUCACAAUCUAUCCAGAUUUCCACACCUACAAUACAGUUCCUUUUUGUAAAGUUGGAAGUGUAAUAAUAUUUUUUUUAAAAGUUCAUUUUUAGUCUUAAGUGUGGCACAAGCUUCCUACAUCUCCCAUAAUGCUAAUGAAACACUAUCAAUUAGACACUCCCUAAUUGAAGAUAUCCUAAACUCUAUAGUUAGUCUCUAGGUUGUAUUUUUUAGAUCUAAACUCCAACUCUUGAUAACAUCACAAUAUCACCACCAGCCCAUACAGAGCCACAAACAUCAUUUAGAAACUGCUCCCUAAGGAAGAGCAGUCCUCCACAUGUCUGGUGAAGUGACCCUCUUGUGGUAAAAAGUCUUUGGAAAUUCCCUUUAACUAUCUGAACGCUCAGUUUGAGACACUAACAGAGAGAUGCCUCCACCAGCUGCUGUCUAAAACCGGCCCAAAUAAAGGCUACGUUUUAGCUAAAUUUGUACUUAAGUCCUGCCAUCGUGGCCACGGAGUCCAGCAGGCUCCUCCUCUGACUCUGUGCGUCUGUUGCUCUGCUAUCACCAGGCCGAUCACUGCUGCUGAUGGAGCAGAGGGGGGAGGCGGAGGAUCGGAGAGGGGGGCUCUGGAGCACAGUGGCACGACAUGAGGGCCUCUGAAAAGAUGGGAGAGUUUGUGAAGGGAGACGUGAACAGACUCGGUUUGUUCAAGUCUUUGCUGAGGGAGAAUGUGUGUGUUAAAUGGAGAUUUUACAACCACACUGAGUCGAACAUAUGAUUAUAUAAUCCGCAGUUAGGAAAUGAAAUAAGGAGAUUUAAAUCCACAGGACAGAGUCGGUUUAUGGGCCUAUCAGAUGAAGUCUGUAUCUGCUUGCUCUGCAUCAGGCCGUCCAACUUCAUAUUGUGAAAUGUUAUCUUCUCUCAACUUUGAUCUUCAUCCAACUGACAUCACACACAACACUGUCUUAUUUACCUUUUGAGUGUCUAAAGCUCAUGUGAUCGCAGAAGAGUCAAUGUGAGAAACCCACUGUGACAUUAUACCCAGCAGUAUUAGACCAAACUAGAGCUGCAGGACACUGAAAAAAAAACGUACAUUACAUUUUUUCCCUCUCUGCAGUAUAAAUAUGAGAGGACUACAGGGAGCUCUGAAUGGCUUGUUCAAAAAAUCACAUGAGAAUUCAGCAAGAUUUGCUCAGACAGGGAAUCUCCUUAUAAGGGCAAAUUUGUCAUUUUAGAAAAAGAAUUUUGACUAUUUUUUGCUUGGCAAUAGUGGAGGAGGCUUCCAGAGUGCUUGAAGGGAUAUUUCAGCGUAAAAUUAAUUUAGGGUCAAACACACCGUAACACCGGGUUAGACACCCCCUCCAGGGAUGAAUGUGGCUGACCGCUUGCUUCUCUAGUUAUACCAACUUUGGAAAUGACCACAGGAUAGCAGUACACAGUGGUCUGAGGAACCAUAAACAAACCUCAAACCCAAAACGCCGCUCGAUAGCCACAAAUAAUGCUCAGAACAGCACCUAACUUCAUCAACAGUACAUAUACGGUCCCAGCCAUAGUACUAGCCACUAAACAUCUCUUAACUUUGCCUGAUUUCUGUAGCAAAGACACUAAACCCAACUCACCCACUCUCUUUCAGCAGCUGCUUGUUUGUAGGCCAGGCCAGUCCAUUACGGACCACAGCGGGGGUGACGCAGCACAAGGAAAGACAUUUAUGAUCGUUUCUUUAUAAUUUCCUUGAAGUAAUAUUCUUUCUUGAGCUGCAUCACCCCGCUGUAGUCGACGGACUUGCCCGGUUGUCUCGCUACAAACAAACGGCUGCUGAAAGAGAGUAGGUGAGUUGUGUUUAGUCUCUUUGCUAAAGAAAUUAGGCAAAGUUAAAAGAUGUUUGGUGGCUAGUACUAAGGCUGGGAUCCUUUAUGUACUGUUGAUGAAGUUAGGCACAGGGAGACAACUGUACUGCACAGGGAGACAACUAACUUUCCAGAGUCCAUUGACAAGAGAAUAUCAUUAGACACCUUCAAAAGUGCCGACUCUGUGCUGUGGAGAGCUUUGAAACCUGACUAGAACAACUCUGUGAUACUAUUAUCUUCCAAAAAUGGUAACAACUGAUUGUAGACAACCUUCUCUAAAAUCUUGGACAGGUCGGGAAGAUUUGAGGUGGGUCUGAAACUGGCACAGAGGGAUGGGUCGAGGCCUGUUUUUUUAAGUAGAGGUCGUACUACAGCAUGUUUAAAAUCCCUAGGUACUGUGCCAGAGGAGAGGCUACUAUUUACAAUAUUAAGGACACUUGGUCCAAUAGUAGCAAGUACCUCUUUAAACAAGCGAGGGUGGAUGGCAUGAGUUUUCUGAAAUAUGUGAAGAAUCUGUUAAAGUGUAAAUCAUGUGAAGUUUUCAGAGGAACGACAUGAAGACAAAAUACUGAGCAGAAUAACCUCGACUCUAACCUGCCCAGUGUUGUUGGCCAAACUCGACUCUCUGUUGUUUCCCUCUCCGGGCUCUGAAUGAGUCCCAGGUGAUGCCGCCGCCGCUGCUACUGCAUCCAUCACCAAGAGCAAAGGUUACCAUGGUGAACCCUGGUUACCUUGGUGAGGGGGCUGGAGGGCGGGGAGGAAAAGGAGGAGGUGUGUGUGGCCCGAGAGCUUGACUGUUCAUGUCUGCUUCCUGUUUGUCGAUAAGGAGGGUGAAGGAGGUCACAGUGAGGUCAGAGCGGUCGUAAACUCGGCCUCCAGCUGCACUUUCUGCUCAGGGAUGUUAAAAACACCUUCUGCUUCAGUUUAGACUGGAAGUGAAAGUUAAUGGGAGCAGAACCGCAGCAAGAUUUCUCCCCAUUUAAACCGAUUACUUGAGUUUCUGUUGUUGGCUGAAGUAUAACACAGUCCACACUUUGGGCUGUUCAUUAUCUUCUCCCAGACUCUGACUGCAUACAUAAUUCAGUUUCUAAAUACAGGGUUUCUACGCAAGUAUGGAAAGUAUGGAAAUAAUUUGAUCAAUUUCCAGGUCUUAAAAAGUAAAGAAAGUGAAAAAGAAAGUAUGGAAAAAUAUCUAUGUUUCCAGACUAUUACCACAGUUCUAAAAUACAAUUUGUUAAAAUAGAAAAGUAGGUAUUUCCAAAAACAAAUGUAAAAAGUCGGGUAUGAAAAAGUAUGGUGUAGGAACCCUUUAAAUAAAAUCCCCCAAAACUCAAAUUAAUCUUCAAAAAUAUAAUUCCAAAAAAAUAUAAAUAUCUGUCAAAUCAUAUUUUGACAGAGGCUGGCAAAUUCAGAAGAUACUGACUGAAAAACUUAAUUCUUUUAAUACUAUUUUUGUCAUCCCAAACACCGAGCUGGGUCUUAGUGUCAAAUGUUGAGAGGUUUUUAUUGCACUACAGUAUUUUACCCAGAAGAUGGCGCUUGAAAAGUAAAGCAGGAAACAUCAUCAGCACUUUUUAAUGUUUAAAUGUCAAUUUAAGACGUUUUUGUCUUAAAAACACAUUUUAAAAAAGUGGAGUUGUCUUUUAUUCCAUGUGUCCAAAUAAAACUGUCAGGGUUGAUGCAUUAAAGUGUUUAAAAUACCACGGUAUGGUGUAACAACUUAGUAUAAAAUCCACACGCUUUGUGAGACUGGCAGCUUCCUGGUGUGUUUACCAAUCAGAGGCUGUCUCUAGGGCUGGGCAAUACGGCCUCAAAUCAAUUUCACGAUAUAUUGAGCAGUUAUCCUCAAUAACAAUAAAUGGACGAUAACUUCUUCACAAGCUGCUCACCCCUUCCCACAUUAACUUGGUCUACUUCAGCCGCUACAACUUUUGAACUGUCCUCCAUCUCCUCACCUGUCUUUCCCUCUUUGUUACAGACUGGAUGGAGUAGAGUCACGUCUCUGACGUAGGACAGCGUCUUAAAGGGACAUGAGACCAUAGCCUACCUACACACAUUCAAAACCAACUUUUCUUAUUUUUUUUUUUAUGACACCGAAUAAACCCAUACAGGAAAAAUGAUGUUGGUCAUUGUCGUAAAUUUCGGUAUCGGUAAAUUUUCGAUUUAUCGUCAAGCCCUACCUGUAUCUAUGGUCAGCUGACCUGUAAAGACCCAGUUAGAAGUGAGUGCAGCCUGGAACAUGCAUCACGUUCUGCUCUCUGUAUAGAAAUAGGAAAGAUAGAACUGUUUGAAUGGAUUUAUCCUAUUCAGCUUAUCUAGUAUGAGUAGAUCUGUGUAAUUUCAUCUUUAAAAGGCUGACUUUCUUGUACUUUAGUCAUUAUAGUAUUAGACAAACAAAUAUUAGUUGGACAAACAGAAUAAAUAAUUUGUUUGGAUGGAGAAAGUUUGCUAAAACGCUUAUUUUUUAAGUUACUUUCCUUAUUAAACUCUAAAAUAGAAAGUAUAAAAGCAGGGUCAUUAUUCUUGUUCCUCUCUCUGCUGUUUCUACAAACCCCAAGGAUUGUGGCCCCCUCAUCGGGCCCCCCUCUUGUGCACCCUUGUUUGGCAAGGUGCGCUGACUCUGCGUGUGAACCCUCUUCCUUGAAAACCUCCACAGCAGCGAGCAGAGGAAGAAGACAGGGGAGGAAGGGAAGGGAAGGGAAGGGAGGGAAGGAGGAAAGGAUGGAAGUGAAGGGAGGAAGGGGGUCAGAAUACAGAUUCAGGAUCAAACUUUUGACUCUAAAAGUGUCCACUUUGUUUAGACCGUGACGCCUCUCUCUCUGCUCUCUGCACAUUGUGUCCUUUCGUCGGGCUCCACACCGAGUCAACCUCUGGAGGACUUGUUGAUGUGUUGCACCAGUUUGAGCAGAUCCCUGGAGUCGGUUACAGUUCGUGUUGUAAUAACAAACUAGAGAUUCUUUCAGCUGCCUGAGUGUGGAGCAAGCCGCUCUUGACCGAGAUGACAGGGCAAAUUCCUGGGACGAGAGGCAGAUCCAGCGGGUUUGUUUUAAAAAGGGGAGGGAGGGUGGAGGGAGGGAGGGUUGGGAAGUUUGUUAGCGUGCCAUAGAGUCAUUACUGUAGGGAAAGGAAAGGAGGUAUUACUUAACUGAAUGAAUGCCAGCGAUCACAGAUUAGAUUACACAAGAUUUUGCUGAAAACUCACAUCAGAAAAAAACACAGUUCUAUCCUGUUUGAGCAAAAUAAAACUCCUUUGUGCGAGGGUUUCUCUGGAAAGUCCCGCUUUUCUGCUAGAGAUGUUUUCAGGCUUCGAUCUGUGAGCUUCUUUAUGAAUGCAUCAAAAAUGCUUAGGCGUGAAAACAUGCUCUGGUCGCACUCAGCCUGUAGGACGUCACUGAUACUUUGUCCUGCAAAUAAACCGGUGAAACUUUAGCAGGGAUGCAGCAAAGACACAUGUAGAGAGUGUGAGGCAGAAACACUGGAUACCCUCUGACUUUGGAGAGCAUUUUAACGCAUGAAGGGACGAGUUUAAAGCUCCAUUGUGUAAAAAUGAAACAUCUACUGGCUGAAAUCUGGUCAGAACUGAACAUAUUAGUCAAAGAGAUUAGGAAUUGUGAUGUUUUUGUCAUCUCAAAUAGAGUCAGAGAAUGUAAAUGAUCUUGCCUCUGCCUGCUUGAAACUGAAACUGUUAAAUUUGCAGGGAAGAAGAAAAUCUAUGCAAAACAUCCAAGGAGCUCUAAAAAAACAUGAUUUUAGAUUUGAUUAAUGCCUGAACCUCACUGAGAAUCAUCGUCUUAGCUUAAAAUAUCAAAUAUCACUAAAACGGACUCGAUGUUGGAGAUUCACAGCUCUCUGUUGAUCAUUUAAAGCACCGAGAACUAAAACCUGAACAUUAAUAUAGAGUCUUAGAUCAUGCUGUGUCAGCAGGAAUGGGAGCAUUAAACUGGGCCGUGAUGGUGAAGAAGGAGCUGAACCUGAAGGAAAAGCUGAAAUGUCGUUUUAUUCUGUGGUUUUUAAAAAAAACAUGCUCUUAUUUUGAAAUGAUGGUAUAUUUAGUGUCAAAAAAUAAAUACAUAAAGGUUGGUUUUGGAUAUGUGUAGGAAGGCUAUGGUCUCAUGUCCUUUUAGGACGCUGUCAUGACUCCACCCAAUCCAGUCUGUAACAUAGAGGGAAAGACAGGUGAGGUGUAUAUGUAGCCAUCUUGUUUACGCCUCCGAUUUAGCUUUUUUCCGACUUGGUAACUGAAACGUGAAGUUAAUGUUUGAGGGGUGAGCAGCUUGUAGAGUUGUUAUUGUCCAUUUAUCGUUAUCGAGGUGAACUGCUCAAUAUAUGGUGAUAUUGAUUUAAGGCCAUAUCGCCCAGCCCUAAGCUACAACAUUGUUUUAUUUUCUGUUUUUAAAAAAGGUGCUUUUAUUUUGAAAUGAUGUCUACACUUUUCCUAGUAGGUCUGAGUUUUUUAUACACAGACUGCAGAGUGUUGUGGAAGGAAUUCAUGUCCAGUCUGGACCUCGGUCCCUCAAGAGGAGCUGGAAAUGUGGAUUUAGUGGAUAAAUCAGAAGUGACUGUAGAAAAAUAGUCAUUUCUCUCCCUCUGUUACGUUUUUAUUUAUUUUAAAACAUCACGCAGUGUUUUUCUGUCUCUCUCUUUGUACAAUAAACUUUGUCACUCCUGCAGUCCAGGACACUCAAAAUAAAUGUUUUCAGACAUUUUUCUGACACCUUUGUUUGUUUUGUGUCUUGCAGCAGCGCUCCAGAGGAGGUCAGCUCCUCCUGUCACUGCAAACGGCAGAAACGGACAGUCAGUGUCUCUGGAUGGAGUCAGCUUCUCAGAGGGAGACCUCCUCCUGCAGGUGCAAAAAUAAUAAAACCUUUCAUUCAUGCGUGCUUUGCUUUGUGUUGUCGGUGUGUGGGUAUCAUCAUAUUGUUUUGUUGUUGUUGUUAUUAUUUCCUCAGGCUUUAAAUGGCUUUGUGUUGGUUGUGACAACUGAUGGCACAAUCUUCUAUGCGUCACCAACCAUUCAGGAGUUCUUGGGCUUCCAUCAGGUAAAACUAUGACAUCUAGAUGAGUCAGUAUAUUCGACCCUGAAAUGCAGAGAAGUCAAAGUCUGUGGCUUUAUUAAAUAAACCGUCUUUCUUCUGCCGUCAGUCGGAUGUGGUCCAUCAAAGUGUGUACGAUCUGGUUCACGUGGACGACAGAGAAAUAUUCAAAUGUCAGCUCCACUUCGCCCUCAACCCCAACCAGAAUGACUCACAGCAGAGAGCAGAAGGUAAAAACUCGUCAGACUCCACCUUUGGGGUCCAGAAAGAGGUUUGGAUGCUGUGAAAAAUGCUGACAGAUACUAUGUAAUGAAGGAUAAUCUGAAGUUGAUGUUUUUUCCUCUACAGACGGACAGUCCAGCAGUAAAGUUUCAUGCAGCUCUAUGAAUCUGUUGCCUCGGUACAUCCCUCCUGAAAACUCGUCUUUCUUGGAAAGAAGCUUCUGCUGUCGACUCCGCUGCUUAUUAGACAACACCUCCGGGUUUCUGGUAAAUCAUCAUCUUUUAAUCCAUGACUGACAAACAGAAUUACGGAAUAAAAACACGAAAUUAAGUUUUGAAUGACCUCCUCAAAGCACUGUGUGCCAUUUCACUUUAUGAGGACCAUCCGUGGAGCUCUGUCUCAACCACAACUUGAAAUGCAUUUGUGUAGCUUCAUGAAUGUGUGUUUUCAUCUCCUCACCUCCAGGCUCUGGACUUCCACGGCCGUCUGAAGUUCCUCCAUCUCCAGGGAAGCACUGAGGCUGAUGGGACUUCUGUUCCUCCUCCCCAGCUGGCUCUGUUCGGCAUCGCCACGCCUGUACAGCCUCCUUCAGUCAUGGAGAUCCGGACUAAGACCCUUAUCUUCCAGACCAAGCACAGGAUGGACUUUGCCCCCAUGGGCAUCGACACCAGGUGGACAUUGAGAGAUCUUUAUGACUUCUCCUGGACCCAAAGUCAGUGCUUUCUUUAAAGGUGUGUUGUUGUUGUUUCUUCUCAGAGGGAAGGUGGUUUUAGGAUAUUCAGAGACAGAGUUGGUGACCACGGGCUCUGGAUAUCAGUUCAUCCACGCUGCUGACAUGAUGUACUGCGCUGACAAUCACCUGAGGAGUGAGUCACUCCACCUGAUCUGUACUCUUAACAAACACUUUAUACGUCUCUGCUCUUUAACGUUACUGCUGUGUCCACCUGCAGUGAUCAAGACUGGAGACAGCGGCUUCACCUUCUUCAGGCUGCUGACGAAAACAGGACAGUGGCUGUGGGUUCAGGCAAAUGCCAGGGUCGUCUUCAAGGGAGGAAAACCAGACUUCAUCAUCGCUCGUCAGAAAGCCCUGACGUAAGCUUCAGCUUCUUUAAAUAAGAGAUUUUCUAACAACAUCUUUUGAGUCUUUAAUGAAAUAUCUGAGGAACAUCUGGAAGGAGAAUGUUUGAAUUUUGCCCAGAUGUCUGUUAGGGAGGAAGGAUGACAUGGUUUGAUUUUGGUGUUUGAACAUUAAAGGGAUAUUCCGGCGUAAAAUUAAGUUAGAGUCAAACGCACUGUAACACCGAGUUAGACAUCCGUCGAGAGCUGAGUGUUGCCGACCACUUGCUUCUCUUGUUAUACCAACUUGAGUAGUAGAUAUCAAUACAGAGUGCCACACGCUCAACUAAAACGCCACUUUAUAGCCUCAAAUAAUGCUCAGAACAGCACCUAACUUUAUCAAAAGUACAUAUAGGGUCCCAGCUAUAGUACCAUCCACCAAACAUCUUUUUAGCUUUGCCUGAUUUCUUAGGAAAAGAGACUAAACACAACUCACCUACUCUCUUCCAGCAGUCGCUUGUGUGUAGUGAGACCUCUGGGCGAGUCCAUUGACUGCAGCGGGUGAUGCAGGUCAAGGAAGAACAUUUAUGAUCAUUUCCGAGAUGCUAAGGCUGAAGAACUACCGUGUCUGCAGUGCAUAAUGGUUAAUAUGAUGAUUAUUAGUUCAAGGAAAUGAUAAAGUAAUGAUCAUAAAUGUUCUUCCUUGAGCUGCACACCCCCGCUGCAGUCGAUGGACUCUCCUGGAGGUCUCGCUACAAACACACGGCUGUUGGAAGAGAGUAGGUGAGUUGUGUUUAGUCUCUUUGCUAAAGGAAUCAGGCAAAGUUAAAAAGAUGUUUGGUGGCUAGUACUGUGGCUGGGACCCCAUAUGUACUGUUGAUGAAGUUAGGUGCUGUUCUGAGCAUUAUUUGUGGCUAUAGAGUGGCGUUUUGGUUAAACGCAUGGCUCUCUGUAUUGAUAUCUGCAGUCGUUGGUAAAGUUAGUAUAACUAGAGAAGCAAGUGGUCUGCAAAAUUAGUCUCUCGAGGGGGUGUCUAAUUCGGCGUUAUGGUGUGUUUGACCUUAACUUAAUUUUACACCGGAUUAUCCCUUUAAUGUAGAGGAAGUCUGAGACCAAGUCCGUUCUGAAAUAUUAUAGGUCACGCAACAUCGACUUGUGUGACCAGUUACAACAAGCUUUUACUGAUUCUAGUACUCCUGCAGACGAGCUCCUUUAGAGAACACGGCUUGCAGCAGUGUGACCCACAGAUGUUUAUGGAUGAAGUCAUGGACGGCGUCACUUUAUACUGAUGUAAACAUUCAUCGUACUGAGACUAUCCUGUCCUCCUCUGAGCUGCUGGUCCGAGACAAAACAUGGCUCCACUAAUGCAAACAUUACGCUGAGGAUAAGUCCCAAAACACGAGCAGAGCGGGAACAUGAGGACACUGAGACUCAGUGGUAUGAGUCCAGAAUGCCUCAUGUGACCUGUGCUGCACACAGCUGGAGCAGUUCUUACCUCUGUUGUGCAUCAUCCACCUUUAAUUUGAUUUGACCCCUGACCUUUACUUGUCUCCUUUCUUUUCUUUAGAAAUGAAGAAGGAGAGGAACACUUGCAUCAGAGGAGGCAGCAGCUUCCCUUCAACCUCGCCACCGGCGAAGGCGUCCUCUAUGACAUCACCCUCGAUGCUUUCUCCAUGUCCGGUUCUCCUGGCUCCGGCGCACCAGGCCCUUCGGAGCCCACAACAGAGAAACCCCUGGACCCCGCCUCCAUCCUUGGAUCUCUUCGCCGUCAGGACCACUCGGUGUACACCCAGCCACAGAACCCCAGUCCUCAGCUCUCCAUCUUUGACCAGAUGGAGGACCUCGAGUGUGAUCAGCAGUCGUUUGAACAAGCCUUCCUGGACAGCCAUGCUCUGCUCAGUGUUCCUGAGGGACAGAUCCAGGCUUCUCAGAAGAGGUCCAUCACAGGGGACCUCACCUCAGACGCCAUGAUUGACUCACUGGAGCAGAUACUGGGGGAUAUCGGGGACGGAGUGAUAGAGGAUCUUGAAGUUGAGGAGUCAGAGCUGAGGAACUGGGAAAACACGCUUGUUGAGGUGAACAACAAGAGACAGGAUGCUUCAAUGGACAUCAACCGCCUCCUGGCAAAUGACGUGUUCUCGUAUGUCGAGGAGGCUCUGAGGAAAGAGACCGGUGGAUUUGUGCAGGUUUCAGAUCCGAAAUCUCGGGUAUCCAAUCACGUACAGCUUCCUGGGUCUGUGUUUUCAAAUAAUGUGCAGCCCAUGACACAAAGGACUUCAGGAUUUGCAGAUCAGACUCAAAUGGGAGACGCUUUUCUCGGUGUUGAUUGUUCUGGACCAAAAGGUGCGUCUCAAAUGGGGUCAAACAGGGCGAAACCCUCACAGUGUCGCAACAAUCCACAAGGGCACACCUCGAUGUGGCCUCAAAGUGGCAGCAAUCAGCAAUGUGGCAACCCAAUGAUUUCAACACAGUCAUUCUUUGCGGUUCAAUCACAGCCUGACAUGACUCAAGAGGCCUGGCUUCCACCUGCCCAAAACACGAUCCACCGACCUGGUUCAGAAGUGAUGAACCAGAGAGGACAAUACAGACUGAACCACGGCGGCAGCUCACAGCAGACAUAUGUGGGGCAACCAUUUCAGAGCCCUUCAGCGUGGCAACAACAGCAGCUGCCGCAACAUUUUCACCACCACACACUGACACAUUCCUCUCACACACCAGGCAGCGUGAACUCGACAGCUCAGUCAUUCCACCAGCAAAUGCAGCGAUUAUCUGGCAGCUGCAUGUAUGAAAAAAGAGAAGGUCACAUACCCAAUGCUGCUACUGUUCCUAACAGACAGAACGGACCUCUCCUGGGACCUACAAGAUCCAAAGGACCCACACAUGGUGCAGGGACGAGCACUCACGCUCCCUUCACCCUUUCCCAUCCUUGUGUGGCGGUCGGAGUCGUAAACCCGGGGACGGUGCAGCCCCCAGGCUCUGGCACAUGCAUGAAUUCUUGUAGUGAUGUCGGGGACAUUCACUCCGGAGACAACGCUGGGACGUCUCAGUCAGAGUAUCCCAAUGGAAACGGAUCAUUACAGUCCACGUUCUUCUGCUGGAAUGGGGAAGCGCAGGUAAAAUAACAGCUAUCAGGAAGAGCGUUUCAGUAAUUUCAAGCUAAUUUGGGAAGGAAAUUAAUGUAAAAUGUAAUCAUGACCAAAGCCUGGCUCAGGUUUUUUGGAUCACUGCUGCGAGAACUUCCCAACUGUUUGUGCAGAUGGUUUUAAUUUGUCGCGGGAAACACACAAAGGCCUCAGGCGGUUCUUGCCCUGUUUAGAUAAGCCUCUCCUUCAUUUCAGCUGUCCCAAAACACAUCCAGUUGUGAGGCGAAAGGAGUCAUUUCAGACGUCAUAUUCAUUGUCUGCACAGUCUUUAGGGACCGGCGGUUGGAGGACUUCCAAGAUUUGAAUGUGCAUGAAACUUUCUAGGUUUUAGCUUCACUGCGUUCAUGACUUACAGAUUAAAGUCUGUAAGUCAUGAACAUCUAACCAUCUUUGCUUCAACAUGCUAAAGAAUGUUUUUUUUUUACAACUUCCAAACUCUUCUAUUGAAAAAAACACGGGUUUGUCUUUUCUCUAUAAUUUUAAUUUACUUUAUGAUUGAGAAGUAUGCCCCUGGUUCUUUUAAAAUGAAAGCAUUCUGUAAUGGAACCAGUGGACAUAGUUCAAUAGUUAAAUGUAGGGCUGAAAUGAUUCCUCUAGUACCUCGAUUACAAAUAAUGAUCGAGGACUUUUCGUGUACUCGUUAAUAAGCUCAAAUCGUCAAAUUUUCAAGGUGACACAAUGCGCUAAAUGUCACCAUGAUAGAAGGAGGAGUAAGUACGGUUUUGGUGUUGCGAAGCGGGAAAUACGAAUGAUGAGAAGGGGCUUUUCUUCUGCAGAGCUCCAGCAGCUCAUUAGCACUUCACCUCUGAGUCUUGGGUGGAGACAGCGCUGCUCUGCACACUCCUCUUCAAGCUACCUUGCAGCUUAACAUUGCCGGUGUAGUCGCAGAAGCAGGUAACACAGGCGAUAUUCAGCUCUCGGACACUAAUGUCUUUUGAGGCAUGAUGAAAGUUAAUAUCAUAAUUAGCAUUCUUACGAGAGUUGCAAUCCGCUAACGCACAUGCUUGUUCCGCGAUUAUCCUCUGUUUCUCCAAGUCUGGCCUUCAUAGUGGGGCUCCAGGGUUGGAGCUUGGAUUUGUGACAUAGGAAAUCUCACUGUAAGCUAUGUAAAUCUGCCAUUUGGGUCCGAUUAUUCGAGUAAUCGAUGGAAUAUUCGGUCAAAUACUCGAUUACUAAAUUAUUCGAUAGCUGCAGCCCUAUUUAAAUGUAAAACUGUGGCCAGAUAACUAAGCAGCCUCUCCUUGUUUCCACUCUCUACAGUAAGGUUAAGAUACGAGCAGCCAAACGGAAAUCCAUAUGUGGUUCAUACAGACACGAAAGUAAGAUAUUGUCAUGUUGCUUCAAAUCUUCAUUUAGAUCAGAUAAUGACCAUAAUGCCUGCAUUUUUCCCCCCACAGAUGUCCAACGGUUCCCUGAAUGGCGUGGAUGACUCGUUUGCCUUUCCUGCCCUUCCCCCUGGGAACAUCAACCUUUCCCAAAACAACGGGCCACAGCCGCCUCUGCGCUGCCCUCAGAGACUCUGAUGGCCUGGCAGAUAUGGGAUGAUGAGGACUUUCCCUUCACGGAUACUUAUAUUUUAAGGAUGUUGUGUCUGCUGUGGCUCACCAAAGACUACGGACCUUCUCAUUUCAAACUUUUCUGCAUUACAACCUUUGGACAGUGAUGGAGGGGAAAGUAUCUCCUCUGUUUUUUUAGAUGUUGAACCUUGACUCCUCAAAUAUUUAUCUGACUAUCCUUAUCCUGUUAUCGGCUGUCUACAUUUACUCUGCUGAAAGCAACUAACCAUUUUGUGAAGAAUAAAAGCUGGACCCAAGUGGAUUAAUUUUUGAACUAUUCACAAGAACUCUCGACUGUCUGUAUCCUGUAACAUGCCGGGAUGAAAAGGCUUUCGCUCUACAAAUGGAGGAUUUUUUCACAAUGUGAAUCUGGGAACUUACUCUUCUGUUAACCUGUCAAUAACCAGUUUAUGCAGAUUAUAUUUCUGUAUUUCUUUAACUGGCAUUUAGGGGACACAUCAUAGACUUUAAAUCAACUCACUGAUUGUAAACUUUCAUGUUUAUACCCAACUCUAGACUGGAGCAAAUGUUUGUUUCCAAAUAAGUAAAUUCACCCAAACGAAGUCAAAAGAUAGAGUCAAGUUUGUUUUAAAGCAACAUACAACUGUCCACAUUUUCCUUGAAACAGCUUUGGCUGCCUUUAGUGUGUGUCCUCCGCUUUAUAAAUGGAAGCGUAUUCAGUGUAAGUGAGGGAGAAUUCUUUAAGCUAGAGUGAGUAUCCGUCUGUGCACACCUCAAGUGUUUCCCUCACAGACAAUACCCUGGCAGGUCGCCCAAGUAUAUUUUCAACUGCACAAGUAAAACCACCCAGCAGUUUUACUUCACUGUAUGUAAUCAGUGGUCAGUAUGUUUACAGGUUGUUCAGAAAAUCAAUGUAUCGCCUCAGUGGACUUUAGAAAUACAUGUAAACACUGAAGUCUGACUGUGAAAUCACACUAAAUCAAACUUCUCAUAGUUGGACUAAUGUACCCAGAUAAUGCAGUUGGGGAUUGAUUUUCUCUUGCAUAAGAACGCCUCUGAAACUGACCUCAGCAGUCUGUGCAUGCCUCAUAGUUUGUGUGGUUUGCAGAUAAAAAGUAUGAAUGUGUUGCGAGAAAACUGGUUAGUAAACAAAACCUCAACAGACUAAGAAAGGACCUAAAAAGACAAAGCUGUCAUAUCGUACAUAUGAUAGAUGCAGAGCUGUAAAGUUGUUUCAUUGUUCCAUGUGCAACCUGUUAGCCCCUUGUUAACAGGUUUGUUGAUUGUUCUGGUAUGAUACAUAAACCAGAAGACAGCCUAGUAGUUAUGACCUGAGAAGGGUAAAGCCAAAAUUAGCACAUUAAGAAAUGGUGUAUCUGAUUAUUUCGUAUGAAAAUAAGCAGCAACCAGAAACUGUUUCAAAGUACAAAUGGGGGCUUGUUCACAUUUGAUGACAAACUUCUAAAACAUGUCCUUUAUCAAGAUUUAUUAGGUUUAAGGGUAAGAUUUCCAUGUUUGUAUAUUCCAAAUAGAGACGCAGACAAUAAUAUUAAAACUUGCUGCUUAUCUGACAUUUAAACUGACACAAAAUAAUCACAUUUUGAUUUUAAAUAAUCUUGUAAAACAUGGUUCACAAAUGAUGAAGUAUUGCUCUGUAUAAUGUGUUUCACUGGGCCAUUUCCCCUCACUAAAAGCACUGAAGCAGCAUUCAUGGGCAGUAAAUGAGCAUUGAAAUUUGGAGGAAACAAGUACAUUGGUUUCCUGUUGACUUUUAUGAUGCCAUAUUUUACUGUGGUUCACUGUGUUGUAUACAGGCACAGGAGAAUAUUUAAAUGUUAAUAAAACAGUGAUAAACACUCAAAAAGGUCCUUAUAGAUUCUGAAAAGGUUUCUAGAGUGAAUUGGAGUAUGUUUUAUAACAUUUAUUGGUGUUUAGUACAUAACUGUUGCAAUUAAAUGUUACAUAAUACGUAUCUCUGAGCCCUAAUCAGAAUUUAUAUAAAGCAGUAAUAGAUAAUUGUAUAUAUGUAAUGUUUUCCUCUGUUUUAGCAUGAUGUGGGAGAGACGGCAGCUCCAGUGUUCAUUGUGAUCAGAUCUGAACUGGGGAGUAAGAUUCGAAAGUCUGAUAACAUACUGUAUAUUCUCAGUUAAAAUCCUGCAUCAAUGUCAGCUGUAUCAAAGAAGAACUUUGUUUCCCUCCUCAAAUCAAAUCAUAUUCAGAAAUGUGCAAAUUUAUCCUUUUACCUGCAGGAGACGGCCAUAUUAUUGUGCUUGUGUAAUUAUCAGAAACAGUAUAGCUGCUUGUGUACCAGAUAUAACCAUUGAGGACAAGUUUAAUUUAUUUUGCCAUUAAAGAACUGUAACCGCUCA
Molecule: messenger RNA, 25461 nt
Organism: Xyrichtys novacula (pearly razorfish)
Lineage: Eukaryota; Metazoa; Chordata; Actinopteri; Labriformes; Labridae
Source: the annotation of a GenBank genome assembly